Molecule: messenger RNA, 3465 nt
Organism: Penicillium manginii
Lineage: Eukaryota; Fungi; Ascomycota; Eurotiomycetes; Eurotiales; Aspergillaceae
Product: lipase family protein
Exons: 3
Coding region: 1-3465 (1154 amino acids)
Biological process (GO): lipid metabolic process
Source: RefSeq, a predicted model, not a curated record
AUGAAGGCUCCACUUGCUAUUGCACAUAAUGCUGAAGAUACAGAUUCAGCUUCACCUACAAAUGCAGUCGCGCUCUCUAAUCCCCCCACUACCUCGGGCAUGACCCUCCUCCCACGGCCAGUCGCAUCGUUAGUAUCGUUAUUGACUCAGUCUACUUCACUCUCAUUACGUGUAGGGACAUUCUUCGGAGGUGUGGCCCUCGAUGGCGCGCGAGCAACAACUCUAACUAGUCUCGAACUGGGACGCGCCGUGAUCGAGGGGAUUCUCACGCGCGCUGGGCGAGAUGUGGCUAUUCGCAGUGGGGAUGAACACGGGAGGAUGGAGGCAGAGUCAUUGCUAGAGCGAAGUUUGGCAACAUUGCAUACAACAGUGACCUCGGCCUCAUUCUUCGCCGCUGCCACAUUCCACUUCUCAUCAACAACACUAGCAUCAGUGGCGAACUUCUCGCAGGCUCUCCUAUCGACAUUAGAUGCUAUUCUAGGUUCUACUGAGUCAUCUCGAGCCAUUGCCGCUAUCAUCACUCUCAUCCGCCGCGAGUUCCGGUCUGUCGAUGCCAAUGCCAACACCAAUGCGGAGAAAAUUGGCGUCGGAGAUCUAUUUAUCGGAUCAGUGGGGUUUGCAAUUCUGCAACGAUGGGGCAAAAAGAAAACCGAACGUAUCCUUCGAGAAAAGGGUGGAGAUGAAGUUGUCUGGGAUACCGUCAUCUUGGACAACGGUGCUCGAGCCGAUGUGCUUGGAACCCAUCAACUACAGUUUGGGAACGCAGAUACAGAUCGUGAGGAGCUUCCUAUUGAGCCUGAAAGGGCGUCCUUUGUAAUGCCUGGCAAUGACGACGAGGCUUUCGGAGCGGUGCGUCGUCGAUCUAGCAUUGGCGAUUCCCUCGCUAGCCACCGACUGUCAAUCCCCUUGGAUAAUCAGCACCAGAUAUCUGACGAAGAUAUUCAAUCAUACAUCAUGGGUCAGUUGCCACAUGGCUGCCACGCCUCGAUCAAAUCCGAGGUCUUGACGGCCCGUACGAUCACUGUGGAUAUCUUCGACGACGACAUGGCGGAAAUCGCCGCUCCCCCUGGCACCACGAUGGUCGAAGAGCGUUUUCACCAUGAUCAGGACUACGAUGCGCCCGCGACCAAUAAUUCGGAGAAUCAAAGGCGUCCAAGGCACACAGUAGUUUUCCGAACAGCUUUCAACAAGUCUCACAGCACGCAGCUGCGCCCUCAAAAUGUUCCAAAUAUGACAAGCUCUCCUGCAGUGGAACGGCCUCAAAGUCCUUUAGCACAGUAUGCAUCACCACCAGGGAAUGCCAAACCUCAUCCACAAAGAUCACAGUCCUACCCCGAGGUUAACCACUCUGCCGCGAAAAGACAGUUGUCUAGCCCCGAGCCAUCCAGCGAGCAAAAUCAAAAACCAUUCGGGAGAGGCUCUUUUUCGAAGUUUGCACAGCGUGUCAAGCCAAGUAUGACAGAAAAGACAGAGGGUCCUAAACGACCCCCGGUCAAAAAGCAGGCCUCCAGACCGCCAGGAGCAGGGACUGCCUCGGUGAAAGAAGCGUCAACGCGAGAUAUUGCCAAUCGAGCAGAUCCAAAGAGACGCACGACUGAGAUACCAAAUCGACCAACCACUCCUGUCCCGAACCGAGGCCUGCCGCGAUCACCAUAUCCUGGCUCGCCUCAAUCACCACGGACACCAGCGAGGCCGACUCCACGCGAAGCUCAUGAACGCAAGAACCCCCGAACGGGCCACUUUGCCGUUCGUGAAAAGAGUCAAGAAUGUCUCCUCACUCAGACCGAUGCGUUUUCCCAUCGUCGCGCCGGAGAACUACGUCCGGGGUCCCCAGCCACAACGCGCCAUGUCCGCAGCAGUAGCUCGAUGUCUAUUGCAAGAUCCGAAACAGAUGGAGCCACCUCGGUCAAUGGCCAUCGUCCAAGCUCCUCGGCACUACAUCGACGGUCCAAAUCAUAUACACCGAGCAUGUACUCUGUUGCCACAGCCGGCUCAGAAACAUCCCUCAUCCUAGCCCAUCGACCCCGGAAAAGCGCAUACGAGGAUAUAGACACGAUCCAGGCGCUCAAUCGCGAUGGUCUUGUCCCCGGCAUCUUUCCGGAGAGACAUUUUGUUCAGAAUAUUCGCCGCUUCUGCCGUUUCUCGUCGGCCUCGUAUGGAUCCAAUGCACUAAAAGUCAUGGGCGUGCCAAAAGGAGGUAGCGCCAAAGGUGUUCCCCAAAGUGCAUCGGAUAGCCACGAGCACAGUGCAUUUUCAGACUACGCCGGCCUCCCACCAUCUACAAUCCUGCUCUCUUCCUUCGUCGAUCCAGCUGGCGGCUCCAAUGCAGCCGGUGAAACAGAAAGUGGCUUCCCACUCGUCCACUAUCUCUCCAUCGAUCACGAUUCCAAAGCAGUCGUCCUCACAUUACGUGGUACCUGGGGCUUCGAAGAUAUCCUCACCGACAUGACCUGCGACUACGACGACCUGGAAUGGCAAGGUAAGAGCUGGAAAGUGCACAAAGGCAUGCACGCCUCAGCAAAGCGACUUCUCGAAGGUGGCGGCGGACGAGUCAUGAUCACCCUCCGAGCCGCACUGGAAGAAUUCACAGACUACGGCGUCGUUCUCUGCGGACACUCUCUAGGCGGCGGCGUCGCAGCUCUCCUCGCAACGAUGAUCUCCGAACCAAACCUUUCCCCGACAGCAACAACAGGGAAUCGAACGGGGUCAGGAACAGGAUCAGGAACUUCCUUCGUGACAGCCUCCUACGAACCCACCCCCCGUCCACGCCUCUUAACAGUCGACACCGAACCAAGCCACGCCACACCACCAUCACAAAUCUACACCCUCCCCAGCGGCCGACCAAUCCAUGUCUACGCCUACGGACCACCAGCAGUAAUGUCCCCAUUCCUCCGUCUCGCAACCCGCGGCCUAAUAACCACAAUCGUAAACGGACACGACGUGGUCCCGAGUCUAUCCCUCGGAAUCCUGCACGACAUGCACACAGCGUCACUCUCAUUCAAAUCCGACAUCAGCGGGGCAAAAUCGCACAUCCGCCAACGUCUCCACGAAUCACUGCGCCAAAGCAUUAUUCACAAAUUCUACGUCAAUCAGCCGCCGCUGGUCAUUAAUGCUGGCGACGGGGUCGGCGAGGACGCGUGGGCUUGGAAGACGCUGAAUCUUCUGCGUGAUGAGAUGCGGGCGCCGAAACUUGUGCCUCCGGGUGAGGUCUUUGUUGUUGAGACUAUGCGGGUUCUGCAGCGGGAGGCGUUUACGCCUGUGUCGGACUUGGAGGGGGUGGGCGCGGGCUUGGAUGGGUAUCCUAGGCUUGGGAGGCCGGCUACUAGGGUGCAGAUGAGGUUUGUUAGGGAUGUGGAUGCUUGGUUUGGGGAGUUGAGGUUUGAGGGGGGCAUGUUGAGUGAUCACAAUCCGGCGAGGUAUGAGACUAGUCUUGCAGCGUUGGCGAGGGGUGUUCUUGAUGAGUGA